CGUCGCCGGCGUCCAUCGGCGUUAGUUCUUCCGCAGCCGCCGUCCUUCUUUCCUUACUACCAGAAGGGAAAGCGAUGGGGAUUGGAUGGAGAAGUGCGAGUGGAAGUAGGCGGAAGAUCGAAGGAGAGGAUGGAAAUGCAGGUCGUUUUCUGGGUGGUACUGGCGUCUAACGGCGAUGCAAGGAUGACGACAGUGAAAGAGAAAAUGAUCGAAUUGAGGGGAGUGAGCAGAAUUGGUGUGAUUUUUCUCUGGAUCAUGCUCUAUGGGGGAAAGAAACGAGAGAGAGGAUUGAGAGGUGAGCGGCUG
Molecule: messenger RNA, 306 nt
Organism: Linum tenue
Lineage: Eukaryota; Viridiplantae; Streptophyta; Magnoliopsida; Malpighiales; Linaceae
Source: the annotation of a GenBank genome assembly